AUGUCCUGCUGCUGCCACAGCACCAGCUCCCGCCCUGCCAUCAGGAAUUUCAGCUCUUCUUGUGCAGCUCUUCCCAGGAAUCGACGUAGUUUCAGCACUGCCUCGUGUCUCUGGGGUGGUGGCGCGGGCUACCGUGGUGUGGGUUACUUCAGCAGCAGAAGUCUUGAUGCUGUGGCCUUCUCCAGGCCCAGAAUAGCUGUUGGAAGACGUUCUCCUCCAAGACGUGGACAUGGCUUCCGUGCAGCUGGCACGAGGUUCAGCUACCGAAGCGCUGGCUUUGGCUACAGGGUUUGUGGAGCCUCCAGGCCAUGCGCCAUCACACCCAUCACCAUCAAUGAGCAACUGCUCCAACCGCUCAGACUGGAACUCGAUCCCAAUGUGCAAACGGUGAAGUACCAGGAGAAGGAGCAGAUCAAGACCCUCAACAACAAAUUUGCUUCUUUCAUUGACAAGGUUCGAUUCCUGGAACAGCAGAACAAGGUGCUGGAGACCAAGUGGAGCUUUCUGCAGGGUCAAAAGCUCCGCAAGAAUACCAUCACGCCCAUGCUAGAGACUUAUACUGGUAACUUGAAGAAGCAGCUGGACGCACUGGGGGGCAAGAGAGCCCAGUUAGAAACAGAGCUGAAAGCAGCACGGCAGGUUUUGGAAACCAACAAGAAAAUGUACAAGGACGAACGCAGCCAGCGGACAUGCACCGAGAGGGAGCUCAUUGCCCUGAAGAAGGACGCAAGCUGUUUUUUCUUAAACAAAGAAGAGCUGGAAGCCAAGGUGGAAAGCCUGAAAGAGGAGGCUGAAUUCCUGAGAACGUUCUAUGAGGAGGAAACCCACCAGCUGCGGGCCCAGAUCUCACAUGCUUGGGUGGUGAUGCAGAUGGACAACAGACGAGAUCUUGACCUGGAUGGCACCAUUGCGGACGUCAAGGCUCGGUACGAGGACAUUGCCCGCAGGAGCCAGGCAGAAGCACAGGCCUGGUACGAAAGCAAGUUUGAGGAGCUGCGAGUCACUGCAGGCAGAAACGCUGACAGCCUGCGAGAGACGAAAAAUGAGAUAGCUGAGUUGACACGGGGAGUCCAGAGACUGAACAGAGAAGUGAGGAGCGCCAUGGACCAGCGCUGCAAGCUGGAAGCCGCCGUGGUUGAUGCUGAGCAGCGUGGGGAAAGCACUGUCAAGGAUGCGAAGCAGAAACUCUCUGAGCUGGAGACAGCCCUGCAGCAGACCAAGGCCAACCUGACCCGGCAGCUCCGCGAGUACCAGGAGCUGAUGAACGUCAAGCUGGCCCUGGACAUCGAGAUCGUCACCUACAGGAAGCUGCUGGAAGGAGAAGAGAGCAGGGAGUUCCCCAAGCUGAAACUCAGCUUUGCUCUGCCUUUUGCAGCUCUCUGCCGUUCGCAGGGGGGUCUCGCCUACGGCCUCGAGCCUGGCUUUGCAAGCACCCAUGCGUCAGCCAACAGAAACCAGACCAGCGUGGGGGUCUGCGGCACAGCGGCGAGCGGCAGCGAGGGCAGUAGCAGCAGGAGCACGAGGAGCUCCCACGUGAAGGUGGUGUCCAUAACCAAGUCAGCCAGGAGCAACGCGUAA
Messenger RNA from Chroicocephalus ridibundus (black-headed gull), 1578 nucleotides. Its product is annotated as keratin, type II cytoskeletal cochleal-like. Gene Ontology annotation, molecular function: structural constituent of skin epidermis. Gene Ontology annotation, biological process: keratinization; intermediate filament organization. The record is from RefSeq and is a predicted model, not a curated record. Lineage: Eukaryota; Metazoa; Chordata; Aves; Charadriiformes; Laridae. Bases 1 to 1578 code for a protein of 525 amino acids. Gene Ontology annotation, cellular component: keratin filament. The transcript is spliced from 8 exons.